Molecule: messenger RNA, 729 nt
Organism: Chelmon rostratus (copperband butterflyfish)
Lineage: Eukaryota; Metazoa; Chordata; Actinopteri; Chaetodontiformes; Chaetodontidae
Gene: lrrc18b
Product: leucine rich repeat containing 18b
Exons: 2
Coding region: 1-729 (242 amino acids)
Molecular function (GO): protein binding
Source: RefSeq, a predicted model, not a curated record
AUGGCCAAGGGAAAGAAAACCAGACAGGCUCAAAGUAAGACAAUCACCUUGAAGGUGGCUCUGAACUGCGUGGAGCUGACACCGGACGGUAAACACCGUCUGAACCUCAGCUUCAAGGAGGUCACCACGGUGCCGAAGUGCAUCCAGAAGCUGUCCAACAUGGAUGAACUGGACCUGAGCAGGAACCUGAUCAGGAAGGUCCCGGACUUCGUUGACCAUUUUAUCAGCAUCCGUGUUCUGGAUCUGCACAGCAACUAUCUGGAGCAGCUCCCUGUGACCAUCGGUCGGCUCCAGAACCUGCUGAUUUUGAACCUGUGCAACAACCGCCUGACAAGCCUCCCCAGCGAGCUCGGCCUGCUGAAGAAGCUCCACACUCUCAACCUGGGUCUCAACCAGCUGGAGGCUCUUCCCGCCUCCAUCGGCGCAUUAAAGGAGCUCCGCCACCUCGGCCUCUCUGACAACCGGUUCACCCGCGUCCCGGGCUGCCUCUCCAGGCUGAACAAGCUGGAGAGGGUCAACCUGGACAGGAACCCCAUCCUCGCUGAGCAGGCGCCCAGCCACCAGGCGUUCAUGGUAACAGAGAGGCUCUACCUGGUAAAGGGGAGCUUCCUGUGCGAGGAAUGCCUGGAUAAGUGCCAAACCGAGAGGAGGAAGCUGGUGGACGCGGCAGCAAGGAUGGAGCCCAAAUGCGAACCCGACUUGGUGACCCAGAGAGGUAGAGAGAUGUAG